AUGAGUUCUAGAUCUGGCAGUCUAUCUGGCACCACCUUGACGAGCAAACCUUCCACUGCUUUCUCCGCGUCGUCGUCUGCUUCUCCUCCAGGUUCACGCUUGCUGUUUGGCGAGAUCAACAGCUCUUGCAACCAAUCAUUCAGAAGUGCUCGCUCAACAUGCGGAUUGAUACUUUGCCCAAACCCUUCAUUGCUUGAAUUCUGGAAUACGGCUGCAUGUCGAGAGGCACUCCUUCAUAUGCUGUCACGCUCAGACAUGUCAGCAUUGCGCUCAGUGUGCCAUGGAAUCAGUGAGCGUGUGACCGUGGAGGCAUUCUCUUCUAUCAACAUUACCUUCCGAACCAGAACUUUCAGUAAAUCGGCAAGACUUUCAGCUCUGCAGAGAAUUGGUCGUCAUAUCAGAGAAGUGACUUUCCGAUUGCCCAGGGGUCUAGAAGCUACAUUGCCGCCGCUGAUCGACCCUUGGACUGGAGAACAAAAAGAGUUCGCGUGGAAACCGUCUUGUGCCCAAGGCCAUGACACAACAUCCAAGAACAAGGAGUCGAGAUACGGUGAUACAGAAACCACAGAGUUGCUGAUCAGACAAUACCCACCUCUCUUUCACGCAGCUACGAACUUUCAGUCUUUCGCCCAAGCGAUGUCUUACUUGUCGAGCCUGGAGCAUCUGAAGGUAUCUUGCCCGGGAACUGUUGGGCAGGAUACUCAGUCACGGGGAACCGAUAUCACGGAGAUUGUGGUCACAUCUCUUCGCCUCGCUGUUGAACAAGCCAAGCUCAAGCAUCUGAACACCUUGACCUUAUCACACGUCUAUCAUACCGAUAUCAUGGCUCUAUCACCUCUGGCAAUGGGCUCACAUCCAGGCUCCGCCAGACGCUGGUCCAACGUCCGUGUACUGGACAUAAGCAUGUACUCUCCACCUCCUUCACAAGCCAAUAGCGACCAAGUCAAACUCCUUCGCGAAUACAUCCGUGGCUUCAAAGCGCUUCGGAAAUUCUCAUUCCGCUGGUCAGGCGCAAGAGGACCAUCGCCACUGCCUGACAUCCCGGCAGAGCAGAAACACACACAUCCAGCUUUGCGAACCGCAUCCUCUUGUGCGCCAAUCUUCCCGAAUCUAGAAUACCUGUCCAUCAACAAUGCAAUCAUGUCAGCUCCACAAGUCGUCCUCUUGAUCAAAAGACACAGAUCCACGCUCAUCGAAGUUGAUCUCGAGAAUGUCGUUCUGAAGAAUGGUACAUGGCAAGAUGCUCUGGGAAGUCUGGAAGGCGUGGACAUCAAGACAAACAUUCCUCUCAUUGCCGAAGAAGGAGACGUACCCAUUAUGCUCGCACCCAGUAUGAUGAAGCCUCUACCUCUGGCUCCAUCUCCAACACUAUCUCAGUCCAAAGGCCAAGCAAGGUGUCCCAGGACAUAG
Molecule: messenger RNA, 1410 nt
Organism: Aureobasidium pullulans EXF-150
Lineage: Eukaryota; Fungi; Ascomycota; Dothideomycetes; Dothideales; Saccotheciaceae
Exons: 3
Coding region: 1-1410 (469 amino acids)
Source: RefSeq, a predicted model, not a curated record